Messenger RNA from Cryptomeria japonica (Japanese cedar), 1680 nucleotides. Its product is annotated as protein SRG1. The record is from RefSeq and is a predicted model, not a curated record. The transcript is spliced from 4 exons. NCBI's taxonomy places the organism in Eukaryota, Viridiplantae, Streptophyta, Pinopsida, Cupressales, Cupressaceae. The coding region runs from base 205 to 1320 and encodes 371 amino acids.
GAGCUGGUGUUAGUGACAUAGUGGGAUCGUCACACUAUAGGCGCGUGGCAUCGGAUCCGCUUUUCCACCAUUAAGAAGGUUAGGUGCUGACCCAACCUCUAAAUAAUAACCACACAGUAUUUCAGUGUUUAAGCCUGGUCUUCAUUGACUGCAUUAUAAUUCUGAUGAGUUUUUUUUAGUAGUUAGGGGCAAAUUAGCGUUGGAAUGGCUUCCUCUGCAAACCAUGCCGCUGAAUCUUUCUCUAAUCCAAACUGGAGUAACCAUUGCGUUGCUGUGGAGAGUGUGCAGGAGCUUUCACUGAAGAAACCCAAUGAAAUUCCCCAGAGAUAUAUCAGAUCAGAAGAUGAGAGGCCAUUUUCAGCACCAUUUUCUUCUCUCUUGACAGUUCCUGUAAUCGACAUGGAAAAGCUACUCUUGCCAUCUGACAACCAUGAAAGACAGAAGGAGAUGGGCAUUCUUUCUGAGGCUUGCAUAGAGUGGGGUUUCUUUCAGGUUGUGAACCAUGGAAUUCCACAUCCGUUGAUAGAUCGCAUGAGAGGAGUGGCUAAUGAGUUCUUUAGUCUUUCCUUGGAUGAGAAGAAAAAGUAUGCUCCCCGAGCAGGAGAAGCCCAGGGCUAUGGUAAUAUGUUUGUGGUUGAUGAAAAUCAGACUUUGGACUGGGGGGACUUGAUGGCUUUGGUACUUAUGCCUAAAAAGCUUGUCAACUUGGCUCUGUGGCCAACCACACCAUCAGAUUACAGAAAUAUAGUGGAGAUGUACACUAUUGAGGUGGAAAGCGUGGCUAUGAUAAUCCUAAGUCUAUUUGCUGAGAACUUACAAUUAAAGAAUGAUUAUUUUAAAGAAAAGUUUGGAGAAGAUCCAAUGAUGACAAUGAGGAUGAAUUUGUAUCCACCUUGUCCUAGGCCCGAUUUAGUGUUGGGAUUGAGUCCUCAUUCAGAUGGAGGUGCCAUAACACUUUUGCUUCAAGAUGAUCAAAUAGAAGGCCUUCAUAUCCGCAAGAAUAAUGAAUGGAUUCCUAUUCUACCCAUUCCUUAUGCACUGGUCAUAAACAUUGGUGACUUGAUAGAGGUCAUGACAAAUGGAAUCUACAAGAGUAUAGAACAUCGAGCAGUGACAAACAAAGAGAAUACACGAUUAUCUAUUGCUAUGUUUUACCAAUCAGGCUUACAUGAUGAAGUGGCUCCUGCAAGCAACCUUGUAGAUGAACAACAUCCCUCCUUAUAUAGAAAAUUCAAACAUCAAGAAUAUAUUCAUUAUUACAUGAAUAAACAACUUGAUGGGAAAAAAUCACUAGCUAACUUUGCCAAAAUAUGCAAAUAGAUGUAAUGCCCAUCCUAGUUACAGCUUGGAGAUGUGCUUAUCUUAAUGAUGUAUGGACUAUGCACCCAAGGGUGCAUGGGUUGUGAGUGUUUUUCCUCCUUAGUGGUUAUUUUAUAUGUUGCUUCUACAUGUUUAUGGUAUCUUCAUGACAUAUGAUGUGUAUGGAUCAUUGCAUGUUUGAGAUGCAAAUCCCUCAACAUGAUAGUCAUUGAUGAUUCUAUAUUGAGAUGCAUGUGUGUAUACUAUUGUGUUUGGUUCCUUGUGAGGACCUAUGUGCUCCCUUGUGACAAUACUUCAUGUGAUGUGUGUGAGAUAAUGUUAUACUUAAUUUUUCAUGCUUAAAUUUAAUGAUGUUUGAGA